UAAUCUGAUUAUUCAUAUUAGUUACCAUAUUGUAUAUAUCAAAUUUUAGGACUAGGCAACAGUAGAUAUCGUAUUUAAUUAGUAUUCUAAUUUCCCAACAGGCAACCUUUUGAUUCACCUUAUUUGAGUCACCUUAGCAGAAUCUUCGGGCAGUUUAAUCAGCGAAAAGGGGAGUGGAUUAGUUGUUCCUACCGCUAAUAUUAUCUUUCUUUGGGGCAGUUUUGCUUCAAAAGAAGCACUUCUCAUGCAUUUUCUUUGAGGUUAUCUAGUCGCGGAAACAAUGCCACUGACCUAACAGGGACUCAAGCCGACAUUGGGCUGUCACUGCUCCCUAAUCCUAUCCCGCAUUGACAGCGGGGCUACUCGAAGGCUUGUAGGUCGAAUGCUUUGCUUUGUGUGAUACGGGAAGCUGCUCAACGUUUUGUAGCGCUAUAUGAAAUCGACAUUGUGAUAAGGACUUUUUUUCUUCUUCCAUCUUUCCUUUCAAAAAACGGAGUUUAUAAUUCGGCAAGUAGUGAUGAAGAAUCUACUCCCUUGGAUAGUCCUGACGUUUUGGAUAUUUUUAGAGUGUAUAGAGGCCAAGAAGUCUUGCUGGUAUUUUGAAGGUGGAUACCCCAUCUACUUUAUAUGCCGCUCGUACGAGGACUGCUGUGGCACGCGCUGCUGCGUCCGAGCCCUCUCCAUCCAGCGGCUAUGGUACUUCUGGCUGAUGCUGAUGAUGGGGGUGCUGUUCUGCUGCGGUGCAGGCUUCUUCAUCCGUAGGCGCAUGUACCCCUUGCCCCUCAGCGACGAGCCUGCCUUCAACGUCUCCUUCACCAGGCAGCCCGUAUCCACGCCAGUAUCCCAGCAACCUGGCAUGGUGGGCUACGGCGACCCUGGCGUCAUGACAUCACCCCUCACCCCCACCUACCCCAUCCAGCUCGGCCCUGCCCACAUGAGCGCCUACCCUCCACCGCCCUCGUACUGCAACCACCCACCCCCGCCCUACGAACAGGUGUUCCGGACACCAGAGAAGAGGUAAAGGCUGCCGGUGUCUGCGGCGUCAUUGACGGAGACCAUUGGCGUCCCCUCCGUUUCUUCUCCUUCAUGGUGACCUCAUCACGAGCAGAACUGACAGGACAAGGAGAGGAGGGGACAUCUACAGUCUGUCUGCCACUGUUAUACCUUCACCAUCAGCCCAAGUCCUAGGGACAAGAUACAGACAACCACCUUUAGAGACAAACUGCCUUCUGGGGACCUGUGCCGCAGGCGGUGGUCUUCUGGACAAAGACGGGCUGAAUUUAUCUCCGUAUCUCCAUGGCUUGGAUUUCACUGUCAUUCACCCUCCUCCAUCUUGCCCACUUUUUUCACAAAAGCAUAACUAUCCACCGCAGUCUCUUCUGCUGGCAAUGCCAUCUUGAUGGGCAUGGUCUGUGACUGUGAUAUGUACUGAGUCGCUCACAGAGUCCUGUAGAUGGGGGUUCAUGCCACAGACACCAAACUGUGGAAGUCGAUGACGAAAGCUUACCCAAGAUCAGCACAUUGCUUUAAGAUGAAUAUCGAUUCAAGUAAACAUUAGGGUUGAGAAGCUGAUCCAGGACCAAGGGCAUAAGACCAACCACUAUCUAAACUGUACAGGAGCAAUAUCAAAUUUGAGUUGAAAGACACCUUGGAGAAGUUGAAAACAAAAGGCGUUUAAAUGGCUUAAAAGGUUCAAAGACUUUUCAAUUAUGAGGCUGAAUAAUUGGGCUUCUCUCUGAAGCUGGCUGUGUUCGCCUAACACUGAGAAAAUUUUAAAUAGACAAUAAACACUUGUCAGGAUGCGUUGUGCAAAUUGUGCCCAUUUGCUGUGAAGGGAAAGGAAACCGACCUGGAUUUAUCGGACCUAUUAUGUGCGCUGGAGAGAGUGGUAAUUAUGAGAGGCCGAUUUGUUUGGAAUGUUUCAUUCACAUUAUGGAUGCGUGUGUGAAUUCCUGUGGUGCUGACAGUGGCGAUUCGGCGCUCUGGAUCGGGACAUCACAAACUGGCAGGGAAUGUGUAGUUCAGUUGGUAGAGCAUGGCGCUUGCAACACCAGGGUUGUGGGUUCGAUUCCUAUGGGGGACCAGUAUAAAAAAAUGUAGGAAACUGUAUGCACUCCCUACUGUAAGUCGCUCUGGAUAAGAGCGUCUGCUAACUGACUAAAAUGUAAAUGUAGAAUCAAAUCAACCAGACGGACCCCCAAUUGAGACCAAGACAAGUGGUUUCAAAUGACAAUUUGUCAGUGACUGCAUGGGUACGGUGAAACCUACCACAACUCUACCUACGCCAUAUUCUCUAAGCAUCCACUUCCACUCGAAGCGAGAUGUGAUCCCCGUAGAAGUUCAGCCAUGGUUCAGAUCGACUUCAGUUUGUACAGUAAGGAGCUCAACCACAAUGAGGAUUAACCCAAAACGAUAUGUUUGUUUCACACACGCAGGUUGCAACUGGAUAACAUUUUGCAUAUGGGAAGCUUUUCUGACCGAUGGCCCAUCCCAGUGAAACUGCUUACUUAACGGAUUCUCAAUUUCUGUGCUGCAAUAAUCUCUAGACAAAGUAGUGGUAGUCACAAAAGCUAGCUGCACUCUUUCAGUAACCUAGUUCCUCAAACACGAUGUACCAUCUGUUCGCCAUUUAAACAUCUCCCGUUAGAAUGCUAACGACCAACUGGUUCUGCGUAGGUAGGUACAGCACUGUACAUACACCCUUACUGUGGUAAAAAUGGUUUUCAUGUAUGAAUCUGAAACCCUUUUGCAUUUUGGAGAAUAAAAAAAAUUGUUUGCUUUCACGUAAACAAGCUAUCAAGCUCACAUGUAGAAUGUGCAUGUGUAGUAGAGGUCCCAUGUCCCAAUGGUUGACCAGGUCCUCAAGCUGGCACUGACCAUUUGGGUGAAGGUACGUUCUUCUGUUUACACUUAUUUGUCAGAGUGGAUCAGGCACUCAACCCCUCCACAAAGGCACUCAACCCCUCCACAAAGGCAAUCAUGUGGAAAUGACUAUUUUCUGGGCAAGAUAUGAGACAUUACCAUCUGUUAAAACAGAUCGAACUAACCACCCAGUGUUAACGAUACAACUGUCAUUGACAUGGAAUGUCCUUGUAGAUGUUAGCCGGCAAACUGGGGUACGUAGACACUAUUACAGCAGAACCAAGGAGGGAGAUCUAAUUUAUGGUAAGUGUUACUAUUGGAUGAUGUGUAUACGUUUGGCUAAUAUGACAUGUCUCUAUUUGAUCAUUUAACUAUGCAACCAAGGUUUAAAAUGUCAUUUGUAGAGUUAGGAUGUGCUUUUACUGUUGUACCAAGACGGUUGGUUUUCGGCAUUUUACAUGACAAAAAAAAUAGAAAUGAUCCAUCCAUGAUAUGGUUAAUAAAGUUUCCUUCCGAUAGAA
Messenger RNA from Oncorhynchus nerka (sockeye salmon), 3383 nucleotides. Its product is annotated as WW domain binding protein VOPP1-like. The transcript is spliced from 5 exons. Gene Ontology annotation, cellular component: cytoplasmic vesicle membrane. The coding region runs from base 518 to 1021 and encodes 167 amino acids. The record is from RefSeq and is a predicted model, not a curated record. Lineage: Eukaryota; Metazoa; Chordata; Actinopteri; Salmoniformes; Salmonidae.